UUAUUUGGCUGCAAAUUGAAAGGGGAGAAGGGAGAGCGGAGAGUGGAGACUCAUCACUCGCUACUCUCCGCUCCCAAUUGCGCGCAGUGUCUCAUUUAAUUCCAUCCCGAAGGAGCAUUUAAUUCUUUUCUCUGUAAUAAUUUUACCAAAAUUCCGCCAUAUCCAAAUCCUUCCCAUAUGCAUCAACUCAUUAAAUCCCUCCCCCCUCCCUCCCCUAAACCCCACACUCCUCACCAUCUCUGCAUCGCCGAUAUUCUCCUCCUCUCCGACGACGACGGCGGCGGCGAAGAAGGAGAAGCAGACGGCGACGGCGACGAGGAGGCGGAGGCGGAAAUCGUCGGAGCUAUGAACGGUUUCCGCAGGCAGCAACUGGCGAACGCGAGUUGCGGGUUCGAGUGCGCGUCUCCCCGGCGCGUCGUGUCCCGGCUGUUCCGGAGGCUGAGGGAGAGGCGGAGGUGUGUGCACUGCGGAGAUGGGGACGAGAAGGAGCCUGUCGAUGACCGGUCGCCGAGUCUGAGCAGCUUGACGUUGGAAGCGAAGGGCGGCAGCGGAGACGAGGGAUCAUCGGUCGGGACUGCAAAAAGCGAUGAUUCAGGACCAUUCAUUAAAGACAACAGGUUCAACAUGGGAAUUGCGUGUAGCAUGUUAUAUCUCAUUGCUUCUAGUAAGAAUGAGCUCAGCAAAAUGAAGGAGUUAAGAACCGAUGUGGAGAUGCUUCUUCAAAAUGUCAAGGAGGAAAUGAGGAGGAAAGAUUCUAUCAGUGAGACGUCAAUCUCGAAAGCGAGCCCAACUGCUUCGUGCUUGACUGACCUGAAAGAAGUUUCACGCUGCGGCAGCCUUCUCUCUAGCAGAGCCACUACUGCUCCAUAUGUUUUACAAGGGGAGGAAACCAUCACUAUUUCAAGUCUAUCUAUUGUAUGUGAUGAGUCCAGAAAGGAAUCUGUGGAAGGGAUGGAUCAACUUGAGGCAGAGCUGGAAGCAGAGCUUGGGCGCUUGCAGCUUCAGCUGGAAACCGAAAGUUUUCCACAAAGCAAAAAGAUUACCGGCAACAAUAGCACUGCAAAAAGAAGUGGUAGUUUGAGUUUGGGGGAAGUGGUCGACCCGGACGAAUCUAUGACUGAAGUCCAUGGUGGGGUUCCUCCAAUUGAGCUUGAGAGGAGACUACACGAACUGCUGGAGUCACGACAGCAAGAGAGGAUCAAAGAGCUUGAAGCUGCCCUGGAUUGCAUCAAGUUAAAGCUGUCUGAGAAAGAGAGAGAGGCUAAGUGGUGGAAAGAUACUGCCCUACUUAUGUCCUGCCAUGUUCCGGAGCCUCCAGACCGCUCCUAGAAGCAAUUGGGGGAAGCUGUAAAGUACGUGCUAUAAUACUAGAUGAUGUAUUGGUGUGCAGUUUUCAGCUUUACCUGUGUCCUUGGUGUAAAGAGAGUUGAUGAGAACUUGAGAACAAGUGAUCAAUUGUCAAUGUGAAUUGUGAAAUAUUUUUUCGAUUGGGACUUAUCACUGGUGAAUAAAUGCGCCGUUACGAGAUCUUGUCUUGA
Messenger RNA from Punica granatum (pomegranate), 1538 nucleotides. The record is from RefSeq and is a predicted model, not a curated record. NCBI's taxonomy places the organism in Eukaryota, Viridiplantae, Streptophyta, Magnoliopsida, Myrtales, Lythraceae.